Molecule: messenger RNA, 2834 nt
Organism: Rhodamnia argentea
Lineage: Eukaryota; Viridiplantae; Streptophyta; Magnoliopsida; Myrtales; Myrtaceae
Product: protein CbxX, chromosomal
Exons: 7
Coding region: 1265-2566 (433 amino acids)
Molecular function (GO): protein binding; ATP hydrolysis activity; ATP binding
Source: RefSeq, a predicted model, not a curated record
UCCUGCUCCUGAAACGACGCGUCUCUUGCCUGGAUGGGUAGACUAUUUUAGGAUUUCGCACACGGAAAAAAAAAAGUGCGAACUUUUGAGCUGCUUGCGAAUGGAUGGAUUGUGAUUAUGCGUUUUCUGCAAUUGGGUCGUUUCAAUCGUCCAACUUUAUUGAAGAGUUUCUGCAUUGUUGGGUUUUCCAAAGAGACGUGUAGUUGGGAUGUUAGAUUCUUGGGUGUGGGAACAACGUUACCAUUCAGAAGUUUAUGGGCGCUGCGAAUUUGAAAAAGAAGGUUGGAUUUGGAUCCGGUGAAUGUUUAAGCGGGCUAUUAGUUUUAAGUUUUGCAAGUCAUUUUGUGCGGUGACUCUGUUGUUAUCUUGAUAGACGCUUUUAGUAAGCUUGUUUAUGUUUAGAGAAGAUAGGUUGCGCAGAAGAUGUGGCUGAUUUUGUUUGAAAUAAAAUGGUUCUUAGCUGUUUAAGCUGUGAUUAUGAGUUUUGAUUGUCUCAAUGAAACUAGACAGAGGCGAAGUACAAGUGGAUCAAGGUGCAUUGUGGAACCUUUCAAAUAUGCGAAGAAAUAAGUUGGACCCCGUCUAAAUAUUUAAGUUUUUGUUAAAAUGCAUGCUUGUGCUUUCCGACAAAGUGAAGGGCAGGCUUGGAUCCUGUUCUCAGUUCCUCACACUUCUAUUUCGUAAUCUCGUUGAGCAUGUAGUUUCCCUCUAUCAUUCUAUCAUCGUGCUGUACAUGACGGAAAGUGUUGAGGAUUAUAGAAGAACUGUAAUUUGCAAUGUAGACUGUAGGUUUAAACUUAUGCAUUAACUAGUUCCACAGUCUCUGACAAGGACACUGGUAUAUAAGCUUGAAUGUUUCUGAAAAUUCUGAAAUAUGGAAUGUGGCUUCUAUAGAACCAGAUGUAGAAUGGUUGGCGAGGAGUGAUUUUGGUUUAAAAUUAGUUUAGCCUUGACUGUUCAUACAGGCGGGCUUGUUGAGUUGUUUAUAUGCAGAAAACAUCGGUAAGCUAGAGAAGAUACAAGUGAUGUUCACUUGUUUUAGAAGGGAAUUUACCUGCUAAAUGAAGGAUCCAUCACUUGCCUUGUCCUCAAAGACAUCCUUCAAUACUGGCAAAUUUACUCAGAAUAGCGUCACCUGUUUUCUUGUUUCGUCAGUGGAUUUGUAGAAUAAUCUUACUGUUAAAUUUUCAAUUUCAUAGUCUUUUGAUAGGUAAGUAGGAGGGGAAAAGUAGGACUCAAAACCCAAUAGCUUUUUUAUCUUUGUAUGGCUCAGACACCACUCCAUGUUUCCGCAGGAUACAACAAGUCUGAUAUAGUUAAAUUUUUACUCAACUGGCAAGGACCUGAAAAGGUUGAGAUGGAAGCCAAGAACAUGUAUGGAGAAACUCCUCUGCACAUGGCAGCCAAGAAUGGAUGCACUGAUGCUGCGCGGUUACUUCUUGCUCAUGGUGCUUUUAUUGAAGCCAAAGCAAAUAAUGGAAUGACACCAUUACAUCUAGCUGUUUGGUUCUCACUGCAUGCUGAGGACUGCUCAACUGUUGAGAUUUUGCUCGAGCAUAAUGCAGACUGCACUGCAGAGGAUGAUGAGAAGAUGACUCCUCUAAAUCACCUCUCACGGGGUCCAGCAAGUGAGAAGUUGAAGGAGUUAUUAAAUAGGCAUCUUGAAGAGCAGCGACGGAAGAAAGCCCUUCUAGCAUGCAGCGAAACAAAAGCAAAAAUGGAAGAGCUAGAGAAAGAAUUAUCUAAUAUCGUAGGUCUGCAUGAGCUCAAGGUGCAAUUGCGAAAAUGGGCGAAGGGCAUGCUUUUGGAUGAGAGGCGCCGGGCUCUUGGCCUAAAAGUUGGAGCCAGAAGACCUCCUCACAUGGCCUUUCUUGGAAAUCCUGGAACAGGUAAGACAAUGGUAGCAAGAAUCCUUGGAAAAUUGCUUCAUAUGGUGGGAAUUUUAGCCACUGAUAAGGUAACAGAAGUACAGCGGACGGAUUUGGUAGGGGAAUUCGUGGGACAUACUGGACCGAAGACCCGGAGAAAGAUUAAAGAAGCUGAGGGAGGCAUUCUCUUUGUGGAUGAAGCUUAUCGGUUGAUACCGAUGCAAAAGGCAGAUGAUAAGGACUACGGAUUAGAAGCAUUGGAGGAGAUAAUGUCAGUCAUGGACAGCGGGAGCAUUGUUGUCAUAUUCGCCGGAUAUAGUGAACCGAUGAAGCGUGUGAUCACUUCUAACGAGGGCUUCUGCAGAAGAGUGACAAAGUUUUUCCAUUUCGACGACUUCACCUCGGAAGACCUCGCCAAGAUUCUUUUCAUCAAGAUGAAUGAACAAGGAGAAGAUAGCUUGUUGUAUGGAUUUAAGUUACACGCAUCAUGCAGCGAAGAUGCCAUAGCAGCGUUGAUCCAGACAGAGACGACGGAGAAGCAGCGCCGGGAAAUGAACGGAGGUUUAGCUGUAACCAUGCUGAUAAACGCCAGGGAGAACUUGGAUCUUCGGCUCGAUUUCGACUGUGUAGACACGGAUGAACUAAGAACAAUCACCUUGGAGGAUCUAGAAGUAGGCCUUCGGCUGGUAUCCGAAUAAAUACGGAUCUCGUCGGGUUAGAACAGCUUGUAAUAUUCUUUCGGCUUUGUGCGAUUAUGAUGAUGUGUCACGAGAUUGAUUGAGUUCGCGUAGAGGAUUAUUUAUCUUGUUAGUAGGAAAUGAUUCAUUUGAUUGGUUGUAUCAUAGGUUUCGGGCUUGAUAAUGAUUCAUUGGUGUUUUUUCCAGGACUAUGAGUUUCUCAUGUAAUCAGUUUAAGGUAAAAAACAUAACAAGAAAAGGUAUGCAUCAGACAUAAACCACCCCGUUC